AGGAGAGGAGCAGAAGCACAGGAGAGCAGCUGGAGCGCAUGUAGAGGAGCAAAUGAGGAGGAGAGGAGCAGAAGCGCACGAGAGGAGCACGAGAGCAGGGCUGCUGUAUAUUAUUAGUGAGGGGAAAAACCGCAGCUCCCACACUGUGGAUCCACACCGACAGUGGGGGGUUUUGUGUGGAGGUCCGUCCGCUGAAGAUAAGGCGCGUCCCCGCUGCGUGUAAGCGCGUGAUGGGAGUGAAUGAAGGGAGCGCGCACGGACAACGCGGCGUCGACAAUGACACGGACCCUCGGCACCCUCCUUUACGCGUUUACCUUCAUCCAGAGUGCCACCUGUGCAGACUCUGAAGAGCGUCUCAUGAACUGGCUCCUGUCAAAAGAGCGUUAUAACAACCUCAUCCGGCCUGCCCUGAACAGAACGGAAAGAGUGACCGUGAAGCUGCAGGUCUCUCUGGCACAGCUCAUCAGCGUGAACGAGAGGGAGCAAAUCAUGACGACGAAUGUCUGGCUCACACAGAACUGGAAUGAUUACAGACUGUCAUGGGAUCCGUCCGAAUACGAAGGAAUCGACAAGCUCCGAAUUCCCUCCAGACACAUCUGGCUACCUGAUAUUGUAUUAUACAAUAAUGCUGAUGGCACGUAUGAGGUGACAGUCUUCACCAACGCCAUCGUACUGUUUAAUGGCAGCAUCGCCUGGCUUCCUCCCGCCAUCUACAAGAGCGCCUGCAAGAUUGAGGUCAAGCACUUCCCCUUUGACCAGCAGAACUGCACACUAAAAUUCCGCUCAUGGACGUACGACCACACAGAGAUCGAUCUUGUCCUAAAGUCCGAAGUGGCCAGUAUGGAUGAUUUCACUCCUAGUGGAGAGUGGGACAUUUUAGCUCUGCCAGGAAGAAGGACAGUCAACCCUCAGGACCCGACUUAUGUGGACCUGACGUAUGAUUUCAUCAUCAAGCGAAAACCUCUGUUCUACACCAUCAACCUCAUUAUCCCCUGUGUGUUGAUCACCUCUCUGGCCAUCCUGGUUUUCUACUUACCCUCUGAUUGUGGUGAGAAGAUGACCCUGUGUAUAUCUGUCCUCCUGGCCCUUACGGUCUUCCUCUUGCUGAUCUCCAAAAUUGUACCUCCUACAUCCCUGGAUGUCCCACUAAUUGGCAAGUACCUGAUGUUCACCAUGGUUCUGGUGACCUUCUCCAUCAUCACAAGUGUAUGCGUGCUCAACGUGCAUCAUCGAUCCCCGAGUACUCACACCAUGCCCAAAUGGGUGAAGCUGGUCUUCCUGGACAAACUUCCCAUGUUGCUUUUCAUGCGAAGGCCUGAAGGGAACUCGUCUCGACAGAGGUUACGCCAGAGGAGACAUCUCAAAGAUAAGAGAGCUCUGCUUGGGCUUAGGAGUGGAGCUCCAUGCAAGUCGGGAAUGUCCUCCUCCGCCUCGGUCUUGCUUGCUGCAUCUUCAGCAUCAGCGCUGUCUUCACCAGGACACUUUUACAGCAAAGGGAGCAGCUUUUACCGGAAAGGUGAUCAGCGGCCUACAGAGUUCCUGCCUAAUGGCAAUGCCUUCAAACAGGGAGACAUGAGAGGAGGCGGAGGGCAAUCAGACCUGGGGGCUGAUGUUCAAGAAGCAGUGGAUGGAGUUCGUUAUGUUGCUGACCACAUGAUGGGAAAUGAUGAUGACCAGAGUGUUAUUGAAGACUGGAAGUACGUCGCUAUGGUGGUGGAUCGGAUGUUUCUCUGGAUCUUUGUAAUUGUGUGUGUGGUUGGAACGUUGGGCCUUUUCCUUCAGCCGGUCUUCCAGAACCAGACAGUUCCUGUCUAUCAGCCGAACGCUGAAUCCUCUAGGAGGGAUGGGAUGUAAAGGAUGUGUCACUCUGGGAUGACAAAAACGCCAGAUCUAAAUUUUACAAAAAUAAAAAAAGAGCCACGGUAAUAGCAAGGCAUUGAGAAUGGACUUGUGGUAUAAUCUUGAAGACAGUUUUCUCUUGAUCUGAAGGUCAAAUCAGAUUAGAUGCUGGAUAGAAAUGAUAAAGCCUUUAGAAUGGAUGGUUAAAUGUCUCCAGGAUUACAGCACAAGUUAAAUCACCUUGACUAACUUCUUUAUUUACUUGUCGAUGCCUGAAAAAUGUCUAUAGACUUCCAACCAUGACAAAAAAUGUCACCAAAUUUUGAUUAAACAUCAUCAUCAUCAUCAUCAUCAUCGAUUACCCAACAUCACCUGCCCUCUGUUACGGACAGCCACUGGUGCUUCAAGGUUAUAAGAUUAUAAAAUAUCAGUACAAUUCAUUUUAAAGACACAGUCACAAUUCAUCUAAAAUGACUUCAGGCUAAUAAACCAGUGAAUUAAAUAUUUAUCAGUUAAUGUUUAAUGGUUCUUCUCUUUCUUUAGCUGUAGCAGGACAAUACAGCAUUUUUACCACAACUAUUCUAUUACCAUGUGGAAUAAAAGAUUGUCUAAUAAAAAUUGAUCUCCACUUGCAAUGAUCUGAUUAAAUGCUUCCGCUGGUAGUUGUGCAUUUGUUUAGUCCUGAGGGUCAUGCUGACGGUUAUGCCGAGGGUGGCGUUCACUGACGGCUGAUUAGAUGGGAGGCUAAAAUCCGAUCUCUAUCAAUAGCUGUGUAAGGUCUCACUGACGACAUAAUAAGAAUGAUGUGGAGCAAACACACAGCUAAAGACAACUGCAUUCGUUUUUCAAGUGUUUCUGGGUUCAUGCCAUGUUUCCUUCAAAUGUCAAACUGAAAAGGUCGACAGAAAAGUCCCUUAUAAACCAAAAAAGAAACUCUCUUAACUGCUGUUUGUCCUUUUGUGUGAUUUGUGCUUUAAUCAGAAAGUGUGUGCUUACUUUCAGUUUCACCUUUUAAGGCAUUUUAUGCAAAAAAAAAA
This is a messenger RNA of Hemibagrus wyckioides, 2876 nucleotides long. It is a transcript of the gene chrnb4, whose product is annotated as cholinergic receptor, nicotinic, beta 4 (neuronal). Bases 241 to 1854 code for a protein of 537 amino acids. Gene Ontology annotation, cellular component: neuron projection; postsynaptic membrane; synapse. Gene Ontology annotation, molecular function: acetylcholine-gated monoatomic cation-selective channel activity; transmembrane signaling receptor activity. The transcript has 6 exons. Gene Ontology annotation, biological process: chemical synaptic transmission; signal transduction; regulation of membrane potential. The record is from RefSeq and is a predicted model, not a curated record. Lineage: Eukaryota; Metazoa; Chordata; Actinopteri; Siluriformes; Bagridae.